This is a messenger RNA of Rhodotorula graminis WP1, 1807 nucleotides long. RefSeq lists its product as uncharacterized. Bases 1 to 1743 code for a protein of 580 amino acids. The transcript has 6 exons. Gene Ontology annotation, biological process: endoplasmic reticulum unfolded protein response; retrograde protein transport, ER to cytosol. NCBI's taxonomy places the organism in Eukaryota, Fungi, Basidiomycota, Microbotryomycetes, Sporidiobolales, Sporidiobolaceae. Gene Ontology annotation, cellular component: endoplasmic reticulum lumen. The record is from RefSeq and is a predicted model, not a curated record.
AUGCUCGGCACGGCCAGGCUCCUGCUAGCCCUCGCCAUCGUGCGCCAGACCCUCGCCCUGUCGUCGCACUCGCCGAGAGACCUCGAGGCCCUCCCGGCCUACGCUGUCUCCCUCGCGGAGCACGGCAUCCUCAACGACACUAUCGCCGACCUGCUUGCUCAAGACGUCGAGGCCUCCUCGCACCCGUACCCGCUCAAGCGCCACCUCCUCCGCACCCCGAGCGGCCAAGCCUUCCUCUGCACCGUCCCCGCCGCAACCGGCGAGACCAAGAAGCAGGCCGGUGCUCGCGCCGACCACGACGCCCUCGUCCGCGCACGAGAGCGCGAGCGCGGCGUCCAGCACGGCCUCGCCCUCCUCGAGCCCAUGCGCCAGGGCUGCCUCUAUCUUCGCGAGGGCUGGUUCACCUACAGCUUCUGCUACGGCAACGAGAUCCGCCAGUUCCACGCCUACGACAUGCGCGUCCCGGGCACCAACGGGCCCAAGGAGGACCCGGACGCCGACGCCUACACGCUCGGCAUGAUGCCCGAGCCGUCUUUCAGCCCCGAGCCCAAGUACGGCUCGGGCCGGCAUUCGGUCGAGCUCCAGGUGCCGACCACGCUCGGCGGCGGCGACGGCCUCGGCUGGGACGAGGGCGGCCGCUACCUGUCGCAGGUCUGGGACAGCGGGACCAUCUGUGACAAGACGGGCUUGCCGCGCGAGGUCGAGGUGCAGUACCACUGCAACACGCAGACGAUCGACCGCAUCGCCCACAUCCGCGAGACGUCAAUCUGCCGCUACGUCAUGCUCGUCCAUACACCUCGCCUGUGCGGCGACCCGCUCUUCCUCGAGGGCCACGACAAAAACCAAGAGCCCGCCGCGACGAUCGAGUGCCAGCCUGUCGUCCGGCGUCUGCAAGAGCAGCUUCCCGAGCAGCCGGCGCCGGCAGCUGUCGCGCCUGCGCCCGUCUCGCCAGUACCUGUCGAUCAACCGCCGCACCAUGCUUCGACAGCAGCCGGCGCCGUCGACGACGACGACCUCGACCUCGAGCACGACGUCCCGCGCGUCGACCUGCAGACGACCCUCGACGAGCUCCUCGACACCGAGGGCACCCUCACGCUCGUGUACGACCCAGACAGCGGCGAGAUCGAGUCGAUCGUGAGCGACCUCGGCGAGGACGUCUUUGUCGACAGCGACCUCAAGAAGCAGCUCUUUGCCGACAUGGUCCAGGCGGCGAUCGGCGGUGCCGACGGCGAGGACGGGUCUGACGGCGUCGAGAAGGACGAUCGUCACAGCGACGACGAUGCGCCGGUGGGGCGGGAGAAGACGACCGAGGAGUCGCUCGAGAACCUCGCCAAGCUCAUGCACGAUACACUCGCCGAGGCGCUUCGUGCGCACGCUCACCCCGCCAACGAGCAGCGCCCGCCCGCACCGCCCGGCGACGCCGCUCCUCCCGCCGCCGCCGCGCCCGACCCUAUCGCCUCCCUCCUCGACGUCAUCCGCCGUGCGACCAACCCUCCCUCGUCUGACGCCGAGCGCGCCGCCAAGCCUGCGCCGCCGAUGCACCCCGGGUUGCACAAGUACCUCGAGGGCUUCAGCAAGGAGAAGCGCACGGUGCGCGUCCCGCCCGAGGCGAUCCUCGGCAGCGAGGCGCACGAGCGGCUUCGUGCUCGGUUCGCGAGGCGGUACGAGGCGGAGGAGGGCGAGCAGGAGGGUGCAGCUGGAGGGGAGGGCGACGAGCGCACGGACCCGCGUGACGAGUUGUGACUUGUGAGCGGCGGGGCCUCUCGUCGAGGCGGGCUUGCAAUGUGUGCACAGUCUUCUCUAUGUG